AUGGAGUCACUGAGAUUGAGAGUCCUGGCACUAGUUGGAGCUGGAAUUUCUGGUAUUCUGAGCUGUGCUACCAUCGCAUCUGCUGAUGAAGCAGAACAUGGUUUACCAGCUCCUAGUUACCCAUGGCCUCACAAAGGCAUUCUUAGUUCAUAUGAUCAUGCAUCUAUUCGUCGUGGUCAUCAAGUUUAUCAACAAGUUUGUGCUUCUUGCCACUCGAUGUCUCUGAUUUCAUAUCGAGAUCUUGUUGGUGUGGCUUACACUGAAGAAGAGACAAUAGCGAUGGCUGCUGAGAUUGAGGUGGUUGAUGGUCCCAAUGAUGAAGGUGAAAUGUUUACUCGUCCUGGUAAAUUAAGUGACCGUUUUCCUCAGCCGUAUUCAAAUGAACAAGCAGCCAGAUUUGCAAAUGGAGGAGCAUAUCCUCCAGACCUUAGCCUGAUCAGUAAGGCACGACACAAUGGGCAAAACUAUGUUUUUGCUCUUCUCACUGGCCACCGUGAUCCUCCUGCUGGUGUUUUGGUAAGAUUCCAAAUAACUAUCUUUCAUGUUUUGUUUUGGUAUAUGGGAUUCAAAUGGAUUUUUGUACUGUCGCUUGCUCUCCUCCGAGCUGCUUAUUACCGGCGCUUAAAGUGGUCGGUUAUCAAGUCACGCAAGCUAGUGGUGGAUGUCUGA
Molecule: messenger RNA, 669 nt
Organism: Musa acuminata AAA Group (dessert banana)
Lineage: Eukaryota; Viridiplantae; Streptophyta; Magnoliopsida; Zingiberales; Musaceae
Product: cytochrome c1 2, heme protein, mitochondrial-like
Exons: 5
Coding region: 1-669 (222 amino acids)
Biological process (GO): mitochondrial electron transport, ubiquinol to cytochrome c
Molecular function (GO): electron transfer activity; heme binding
Source: RefSeq, a predicted model, not a curated record